AUUCAGUUUCACAAUUACAUUUUUGAUUGACGACCUUGGUAUAUCAAGUUCGUCAUCAUCGAAUAAUUUUGACCCGCAACUCUUCACCUAAAAAAGAGUCAGCAACUGAUAAGAGCAAGUCGACAUUUGAGCACCGAACCUGUUUUUUGUUUUGGUGGCAGAUUCACGGCUGAUGAGGUUCUUGAAUGAAAUUACACGUUCCACGGUCGCGCGAGGAAAACGGCCACUUUCGUCCUGCCAUUACGUUGUAUUUCAUAAUGUCAUUUGCAACUGACGUAACCGAGUCGUGCAGUUGCUAGGCAUUAUCAUCUUCGCUUGCCCUUUGCAACCGGCUACGACACAGAGCCACGCCAUCGCGAGACAUUACUUUCACGAAUUCUAUGAAUAUUUGAACGAAAGGUUCUGCGAACGGUGUUAGGGAUCGGCGUUUUUUUAUGGUCCAUGAAUUUCCCAGAAGAUACCUAUCUUUUUAGUCACGAAACGAUGCAACUUUAAAAUUCUCCUUUCGGUUAAGGUUAAUUAGAAGACACCGCACGAAUUUCAGGAUAACCUUAGCUUAAUGGGGCUUGGGAUAAUUGCGUUAGUGGCGGUCGUACUUUGUACGACGGGAACGUUAGCAGCCCCUCAAAGACCUCCCAGUGGUUCUGACAAAGAUGCGGUGAUCACAUCUCAACAGCUCGAAGUCGGCUUCGAUGGCCAUUAUGUCAAUAACUUCGAGACCAGCAACGGAAUAUCUCACGUGGAGUCGGGCGAGCCUAAGAACAUAGACAACGAGACACCAGUGGUCUCGCAGGGCUCCGACUCUUACACGGCACCGGAUGGUCAACAAGUUAGUAUCACGUAUGUGGCUGACGAAAAUGGCUUCCAAGUACAAGGCUCUCACAUCCCCACGGCACCACCGAUACCGCCAGAGAUCCAAAGGGCGCUCGAAUGGAACGCGGCUCACCCUGAGGAAGACGAUGGUGGUCAACCACGACCACCUGGCCGAGGUUAAUCAGUCUAACUAUACCUCAAACGUGACCUGAUUCCGAGCCAGCUUGCCAUGGAUAGAAACGACCUUGAGCCUCCGAUGCGGAUUAUAAAAAUAAAUAUAGUGUGGUAUAUUAAUCUAGGAUUACAUUACGCAUAACAGAAAAACAAAAAUAAGGCGCGAGCCAGCCGGGUAUAUAUAUAAUAACUGUAUACUUCGAGAUAUUUGUUUGUCUUUUCACUACCUUGUAUAGAAAGAAAGUAACGCGCACUGUUUUAAGAAACAAAAAAAAAACGAAGAAACAGUUUACGACAGGAUCGUGCCCGAUGCGCAAACGCUGCUUUCACACAGAUACAACAAAAAUACGUAAAACGCGAAAAAACGACGCCAUCGCAGCUACGAGAACGCGUAUCGAGCGUCGAUUAGUAUGUAUAUGUAUACUUUAACUUGUGAUUUUUGUAUAUAAAUAAAAGCGUUCUGCCCGAAAAUAUUA
Messenger RNA from Megachile rotundata (alfalfa leafcutting bee), 1463 nucleotides. It is a transcript of the gene CPR14, whose product is annotated as cuticular protein 14. The record is from RefSeq and is a predicted model, not a curated record. Lineage: Eukaryota; Metazoa; Arthropoda; Insecta; Hymenoptera; Megachilidae. Gene Ontology annotation, molecular function: structural constituent of chitin-based larval cuticle. Gene Ontology annotation, cellular component: chitin-based extracellular matrix.